AUGCAUACCCCGGAAACUUGGAGAAAAUGUCAUCCGCAAAGACCAUCAACCCCAUCAAUUUGCGAUCCACAGACUUUUUCCGAAAAUUGUAUGGUGUUAUUUUUCAUGAAUGAUGUAUCUGUAAAUGACGCUAUCAAGAUAUUUGAAUCGCUUAAAAAUACCAGUGUGAAAAUUUCUUUUUCUGUUAGCGCUUCCACUCCCACGCGGCAUGCUCAAACUCAUCAUAUGGGUAACACAGUUUCUGAACUCAAUUGCGUGCCACAAGUCGAUUACGUGCCAGAUAAUUCUAUGAGCAACGCGGGUAGUGUCGUGCCUGAAAUUGAUUUGAACGAACCAAUCGAAUAUACAUCACAAAACCAAACAAAUUAUAUUAAUUAUUACUCAGGAUGUGACAAUGAUGAUAUUGACGAUAUUGACGAUAUUACUCCCAACUAG
Cetraspora pellucida is the source of this 435-nucleotide messenger RNA. The record is from the annotation of a GenBank genome assembly. NCBI's taxonomy places the organism in Eukaryota, Fungi, Glomeromycota, Glomeromycetes, Diversisporales, Gigasporaceae.